This is a messenger RNA of Moneuplotes crassus, 1131 nucleotides long. The record is from the annotation of a GenBank genome assembly. Lineage: Eukaryota; Ciliophora; Spirotrichea; Euplotida; Euplotidae.
CCAAGGGUACCAAAGAUACCAAAGAAAAAUAGGGUGAAUUCUAAACAAGACAUGUUUUUACUCAACACGAGCCAAGUACGAUAGCAUUUAUAACAAAAUAUCAUGUCAGAAACUACCUUAGAGAUCUAUUUAAAAGCUAAGAAUAUCCAUUUCAAAACAAGAAUUUCUCAAAUCUAUAACUGAGCCGUUUCCUCAAAGAUUCAGUUAGAUGCUUCGGACCCCGAGAAGUUAGGAAUCAAAGAUAUUGGCUGCAAGAAAUAAGCACGAGAGCUUGAAAGGAGAAUUCGAAGACCUUCUAGAACAAGCCCAGAAAAUCAUCAAAAUUACUGAUGACCAAAAAACGAUUCAUGCUGACCACUCAGACAAAGAUAAAGAUAAACAAAGGGUCAUAGGCACGAUUGAGGAGAACAUACAUCAAGAAUCUAAAGAUAUUGACUCACAAGUGUACUUUUCUCUUCUUGAGAGAUUAUGUAGAGGGAUAUUCAAGCAAAACUCUACUGUUCAUUUGGACCUCUAGAUCUAAGCGAUAAAAAAUAUGUCACCUUUCUGAAGAGUAUGAGACCUUUGCCUUUUCCCUAUUUAAAGAGAAUAACAGUGACCAAUGUAAGCCCCAAAAACCUGCCUGCAUUCAGAAAUCUUAUUCAAAGUUUAUCCUGGGGAACAGUGCAAGCAUUAAAUCUAAAGUUAUUUAAUGAUGAAUUAAUCAAUCAGAGGAAAUUUCUCCAUAGCGUUCUGAAUGUCUGCUCUAAGGUAAACUCUGAAGUGUCCUUUGAGUACACAGUUAUAAGCCCAACUUCAUUGAUGAAGCUUUUAUCUGUGUGUAGGAAUACAGGGGAAUUAUAUUUUAGCAAUUGCAACAUUUAUAUUCCAAAAGUGCCAGACUUCCGCUAUUCUUUGGAUGGAAGUACAAUCUCAAAACUGGCGUUUGUGGCUUGAAGAAUAAAUGGGUGGAAAAUGACAAGAACAUCUUUGGAUGACUUCUCAAGAUUGUUAGAAGGACUCCCGAAGUCACUAGAUUUCAGAGAAACUUUGAAAGAAUUUGAUGGACGUAGUUCUUUUGUUAGUUGGAAGAUGGUGGAGAGAAUAUUGAGAGAGCAUGGAUUUGAUAAGACUAAUGUUGUAAAAGAUUAG